This is a messenger RNA of Lodderomyces margitis, 909 nucleotides long. RefSeq names its product organic acid transporter (gene YMC1). The transcript has a single exon. Gene Ontology annotation, biological process: mitochondrial L-ornithine transmembrane transport. The record is from RefSeq and is a predicted model, not a curated record. NCBI's taxonomy places the organism in Eukaryota, Fungi, Ascomycota, Pichiomycetes, Serinales, Debaryomycetaceae. Gene Ontology annotation, molecular function: L-ornithine transmembrane transporter activity. The coding region runs from base 1 to 909 and encodes 302 amino acids.
AUGCCUAUUGAGUUAGAGGAACCCGGACUUGAAAACAAUGCUCAAGUUGCAAAAGACUUGUUUGCAGGAACUAUGGGAGGGAUAGCCCAAGUUCUUGUUGGCCAACCAUUUGACUGCGUUAAAGUUAGAUUACAAUCGGCACCAGAAGGAACUUAUAGUGGAGCUUUGGAUGUUAUUAAACAAUUGAUAAAAAAUGAAGGAUUUGCUGGAUUUUAUAAGGGAACGUUAACUCCUUUAGUGGGGGUCGGUGCUUGUGUUUCAGUCCAGUUUUCGGUAAACGAGUUUAUGAAACGUCAUUACGACCGAACACUAAACGGUAAGCCUCUCGAUUUGUUACAGUUUUUCAACUGUGGUGCUGUUGCAGGUUUUGCAAAUGGGUUUUUGACCUCCCCAAUUGAGCAUAUCCGUAUCAGACUUCAGACACAAACAGCUGGUAACAAAAUAUUCCACGGCCCUAUCGAUUGUUUUAAAAAGAUUUAUCAAAUUGACGGAUUUAGAGGUAUUUAUAAGGGCUUAGGACCUACUUUGGUUAGAGAGUCCGUUGGGUUGGGUAUUUAUUUUGCGACUUAUGAAGCAUUGGUAGCUGAAGAUUUGAAGCAACAUCCUGGCUUGACCAGAGCAGAUAUCAAACCAUGGAAGUUGUGUUUAUACGGAGGUCUAAGUGGGUACACUUUAUGGAUUUCUAUAUACCCCGUAGACAUGCUCAAGUCUAAAUUGCAAACCGAUGCCUUGAAAGGAGCCAAGUACAAGAACUCAAUGUCCGUGGUAAAAGACAUAUUUCAUAAACAAGGAAUAAGAGGAUUCUACAAAGGGUUCUUGCCAACAAUACUAAGGGCUGCACCAGCAAACGGAGCCACCUUUGCUGUGUUUGAAGUCACUAUGAGACUUCUUAGUGGCUCGACGCAAUAG